AUGAAAUUGACCCUCGCUUCGUCGCUCGCCCUUUUGGCGGCCGUCAAUGCCCUUCCCACGCUGCCAAUUGACAAACUCCAAGCACUCAUGGACGACUCCUUGGUCAUCAACCCAGAUAAGGUUGGUACCUCUGGCUGGAACUGGCCCCCUUGGUUCAAGCCAAUUGUGGACUCCGAGAAGUUGCAGAGUCUGAUCACCGCCGAUGCAUUGAAGGCUAGAGCGGAGAUCUUGUACAACAUCUCUCAGAGCUCCGUCAAAGAGUACGGACAUCCCACCAGAGUCAUCGGCUCCAAGGGACACUGGGGAACCAUUGACUACAUUUUGGGCGAGAUGAGACUGAUGUCCAACUACUACACUGUCGAUGUGCAGAAGUUCAAGGCCCUCGAUGGUGCCGUCAAGUCGUUUUCCCUUUUGAUCGAUGGUGUUAAGCCCAAGCUGUUGCUGGCCUUGUCAUUGACCCCACCAACCCCACACGGUAAGCCAGUGCACGGAAACUUGGUCUUGGCUGACAACUUUGGCUGUCAAUUGAGCGACUUCCCUGCUAACUUGACCGCAGGCAACAUUGUCUUGGUUGCAAGAGGCGAGUGUCCAUUUGGCGACAAGCUGAAGAAUGCCGGUAAGUCCGGCGCAGCUGGUGUCAUCAUCUACGACGACGACGCUCCAUUGCAUGGAACUUUGGGUCCUCCUACUGGUGAUGAGGUACCCACCGUCAGCAUCAGCACCAAAGACGCUAAGGAGUACAUUGAUGCUCUCAAAAAGAAGCCAACCAAGGAGUUCGAGACUACUUUGUACGUGGACUCGUAUGUUAAACAAAUCACGACUUUGAACGUCAUCGCAGAGACUCGUGGUGGAGACCACAACAACGUUGUCUCUUUGGGUGCUCACUCUGACUCCGUGGCCGAGGGACCCGGCAUCAAUGACGAUGGCUCCGGUACCGUUUCCUUGCUCGAGGUUGCUAAGCAAUUGACUGGUUACAAGGUGAAGAACGCUGUUCGUUUCGCAUGGUGGGCUGCUGAAGAGGAGGGACUUUUGGGUUCUUACGCUUACGCAAACUCUCUCAGCCCAGAGGAGAACGCCAAAGUGCGUCUCUUUAUGGACUACGACAUGAUGGCUUCUCCUAACUACGAAUACCAAGUUUAUGACGCAAACAACAAGGACCAUCCAAACGGUUCUGGUGACUUGAAGGACCUUUACGUCAACUGGUACAAGGACCACGGAUUGAACUAUACCAUGGUCCCAUUCGAUGGUAGAUCUGACUAUGUUGGAUUCAUCGAUGUGGGCAUUCCUGCUGGUGGAAUUGCCACCGGUGCUGAGGGAGUCAAGACAAAGAAGGGACAAGAGAAAUUCGGCGGUGAGGCCGGUAAGUGGUUCGACCCAUGUUACCACCAGCUUUGUGACGAUUUGUCCAACCCAGACUAUGGCGCUUGGGUUAUCAACACUCAAUUGAUUGCUCACUCUGUUGCUACAUACGGUAAGAGUCUUGAUGACUUCCCUGUAAGAGAGCUGACCACCAAAGCUGCUGCCAUUGGUAACAAGUUCAGCGAUAGCCUUAAGUUCCGUGCAAGCUUGGCAAUCCUCUAA
Messenger RNA from Australozyma saopauloensis, 1581 nucleotides. RefSeq names its product Ape3p (gene APE3). Gene Ontology annotation, molecular function: aminopeptidase activity; metalloexopeptidase activity. The coding region runs from base 1 to 1581 and encodes 526 amino acids. The transcript has a single exon. The record is from RefSeq and is a predicted model, not a curated record. NCBI's taxonomy places the organism in Eukaryota, Fungi, Ascomycota, Pichiomycetes, Serinales, Metschnikowiaceae. Gene Ontology annotation, biological process: proteolysis.